AGAGAGAUUGUGUGUGCGCGUGCGCUCGUAAGUGAAAGUGAGAAUUGGUAGGUGUGGAAUGGGGGAGGGGGGUUUAAGGAGAAAAAAGGUGGUUGAGUGAAUGGGCAGGGAGGUAAGUUGAUUCUAUAUCGGUUAGGAAGCUGUUAGUUUAGAUGCUGUAGUUGUCAAGCAUGGCAAGUAAAUUAAUGGAUUUUGUCGAACAAACUAAGCACUUGUUGCUGUUACUACUAAUUCUUGCCUCUCUGUGCGGUACCAUUAGCAGCACUACCAGCUCCACCAGCAUUACCAUCGCCACUACGACAAACACCAACUACAAUGUCCACAACGGGGCCAGUAUCACCACCACCACCACCGCUACAAAAUAUUUCCAUAGCUUAUUUCUGGAUCCUUACGAAAAGUACCGUUUGUCGUGGAAGUUUAAUAAAUGUUCGAUCCAGUUUCAAGUUCGGGUGAAUUCCACAGGAUACGUUGGGUUCGGUUUAUCGCCGGACGGUAGCAUGAGAAACUCCGAUAUUAUAAUUGGCGGCGUAAAAGAUGGAAAACCUUACUUUUCGGAUUACCAUGGCAUUAGAAAUGGGAAGCCGAAGAAAGACAAAAUAAGAAAUUGGAAGUUGAAAGCAUUUGAUGAAGACGAAGGUUUUACAACACUUGUAUUUUCAAGGAAAUUCGAAACAAAUGAUAUACAUGACAUGAAUAUCACGACAAGUACGAUGCGGGUUAUUUGGUCAUUUGGAGAAAGUGAUGAUAUUACUUACCAUAAUGUGAAGAACAGAGGAACGAAAAGUUUGUAUCUUCUUCAAAAACCACAGCCUGACAUCACUAUGCCGAAAGAUGGCACGAAAAUUAAUUUCUUAAUGAAUAUGCUGCCAGUCCCAGAAAAACACACGACUUAUUGGUGCAAAUCGUUCAUUGUUCCGAGGUUUUCUGAACGAAAACAUAUCAUACAGGUGUCACCAAAGAUACAAAAGGGCAACGAGAUGUUUGUACAUCAUAUGCUGCUAUACGAAUGCUUCAGGCUGAACAUUUCGGCGAAUCUUACCACCGAGAACGAAUGCUACCUACCAAAUAUGGCAUUUGAUUGGACACACUGCAGGAGUGUUUUCUACGCAUGGGCGAUCGGAGGAGGCAAAUUUACUUUUCCUGAACAAGCUGGAAUGUCAAUAGGAACAUCAAAUGAUCCAGUAGCUUUUAUUUUGGAAAUCCACUACGAUAAUCCUUUAAAUCUAAAAGGCCAUUUCGAUUCUUCCGGCAUAGAAAUGAUUCUGACCCCAGCACAUAGAAAAUACGAUGCAGCUAUGGUUGAGAUAGGAUAUUACGUCGAUGCCAAGAAGUCUCAGUUUUCACAACUCAUUCCACCAUUCGUGCGUAACUUCAGGUACUUCGGUUACUGCCUGCCCAACUGCCAGCAACAUUUAAGAAGAUCGAGUUUUCCAAGGCGAUGGAAAAUACCGGGAAUCAAAAUAUUCGGAGUGCUUCUUCAUUCUCAUCUACUUGGCCGGCAAAUGGCUCUUCACCAUUAUCGGAACGGCACAAUACUACCACCUAUCGUCCAAGAUUCAAGUUAUGAUUUCAAUUACCAGGAAAUGAAAUUUCUUCAUCGCCCAGUUACUGUUUUAAUGGGAGAUAUAUUGAAAGUGGAAUGCGUGUAUGAUUCUACAAACAUCAGAAAUUUUACUUAUGGCGGCCAAUCUACAAAAGAAGAGAUGUGCUUGGCGUAUAUUUUAUACUACCCCAAAAUCAACCUCACAAAUUGUUUAAGUGCGAGUGAAUCUAAUCAAUGGAAGAUCGAAGAAACCGGCAAUCUCAACUUUGAAAGAUUCAAAAAUGAAAAUGUUGUGAAAGAAUUUGAAAGAAAGGCGAAUUCUCUUAAUCCUUACUCUUCCUUGUGGUCCAUCUGUGGACAGAGGGGUGAGAUUAAAUUUCAAGGACCUCAUUUUACAGAUCAUAUCCCGGAAGAUACCUCACCAAUGUCAAUGUUUUCACCAAAAAAGUCUGUUUGUAAGCGACGAUUUGCCCCAAGGAAACCAAAGACAACAACCACAAAGACGGAAAUGUUCACAUCACUGUUAACAUCGACUACAGAAGAAAGCCAAGGGCCAGUACAUCACAUUAAUGUUUUCUUAUUGACAUUCCCUCUGAUCAUCAACUAUGAACUCACCAAAUUGUUAUAGUGACCAAAGUGUAUUGGAACAAAUAAUUAUUUAAAUAAACACAAAACCCAAUUUAAA
Messenger RNA from Octopus sinensis (East Asian common octopus), 2228 nucleotides. RefSeq names its product DBH-like monooxygenase protein 1 homolog. NCBI's taxonomy places the organism in Eukaryota, Metazoa, Mollusca, Cephalopoda, Octopoda, Octopodidae. The transcript is spliced from 14 exons. Gene Ontology annotation, molecular function: copper ion binding; dopamine beta-monooxygenase activity. Gene Ontology annotation, biological process: norepinephrine biosynthetic process; dopamine catabolic process; octopamine biosynthetic process. The coding region runs from base 171 to 2171 and encodes 666 amino acids. Gene Ontology annotation, cellular component: secretory granule membrane. The record is from RefSeq and is a predicted model, not a curated record.